AAUGGGCGCCCCGCCGGUGUGAACCUUUGAAAAUUCUGGCUUCAAGCACUGGCAAUUGCCUUAUCACUUAGUCUUUGGCUUUCUCGCGCUCUCACUCCGAUUUCCUUGUCGUUCAGCUGCUUUAUUUGUUAUUUUGCGACAAUGGAGAACCCGAUCGAGUCACAUAAUCGCGAACUCGACAGUAAGUAUGUAUCCCACGAUCGGAAUGUACCGCUAAUUCAAUGCAGAAGUUGAUACCGAUCCAAAUGGUUACCAUUCCUCUGAGACGACCGAGGGGGGUUCUAACAAAGGGGAUGACACCCGGGGAGAAAAAAGGAAUGGAGAAUCUAGGAGAGACAUGCCCCGAAACAAGAGCCACCUUACCCAAGGUACUGGGGCCUCCCGAAGUAAAAGCUACAGGAGUCAACCCCCAGCAUCCUUGCGAAACCAAAGCCACGGAAGCCAGCCUCCAUUUUCUCUCGCUGGGAAUAACCCAUACUACGCCCCGACACCGCAGCAUGGAGCCUAUAUCUCCCCCGAUUAUGAGUCGCUAAACCCCCAAUAUGGACAAGAGCAAGAUGAGGGGCCUGUCUGGAGCUUGGCCCAACCCCUUCCCCAUGUUGUCCGAGACGGCAUGCGGUUUGGGGCACUACCGGAGGAUAGGAAAGAAGAACAAGCAGAGCAAGGACGGGAAAGACCACCUCCUGCAUCGGGAGAGCCACCGACAGACAUGCCACAACCCGCAGAAACAAGGGGUUUCUUCAAUCAGUGGUGCAAAGUCCGGCACUAUCUCCGGGAGCCACUGGCAGAGUGGCUGGGGACAACCGUUGCCAUAACCCUCGGUCUUUGCGCUACUUUGUCUCUCUACACCUCCCAAGGCCAGGCUGGCUCAUGGAUGUCCGUGAGCGCGGCCUGGGGCUUCAGUUUCAUGACAGCAAUCUACGUGGCUGGUGGAAUUUCCGGUGCCCAUCUAAAUCCCGCCAUUACGAUCUCCCUUUCUGUCUGGCGUGGUUUCCCCGCUCGACGAUGUGCCGUCUAUAUCCUCGCCCAGAUCAUCGGCGGCAUCACCGCCGGCGGGUUCGCCUAUGCUAUCUACCACGAUGCCAUCAUGAACUUGUCCACGGAGACCAACUUGCCGCAAAAUGAAUCCGCAGCCAGUGAAGCACUGAUCACGCUACCGAAACAGUUUGUCAGUCCAGCUACGGCGUUCUUCAACGAGUUUCUCGGCAGUGCAAUUCUAGUCGGGGCCAUCAUGGCUCUGGGAGAUGACUCGAACGCACCUCCAGGAGCAGGCAUGCAAUCCUUCAUCAUUGGAAUAAUCAUCAGCAUCUUGAUUCUUGCACUAGGAUACAACAGCGGAGGGGCCUUCAACGGUCCCCGCGACUUCGGCCCCCGACUCGUCUGCGUGAUGGCCGGCUGGGGCGGCCACCUAUUCAAAGAGUACCAUGCAUGGUGGGUCUGGGGACCCUGGGUCGCUGAUAUCUCCGGCGGCUUAUGCGGUGCCUUCAUCUACGAUCUAACCAUAUUCACGGGUGGCGAGAGCCCGAUCAACUACCCACCGCGACGGCGGAAGCGUGCCUUUCUCAUCAAGGAGAAGAACCUCCGGAGCAAGUUUCGCCUUGGCCGACGGAAGAUCGGCGAUCUCGAACGCGCGGUGGAUGAGAACCAGGAGUAG
Messenger RNA from Aspergillus heteromorphus CBS 117.55, 1654 nucleotides. RefSeq names its product putative aquaglyceroporin. Gene Ontology annotation, cellular component: plasma membrane. The coding region runs from base 338 to 1654 and encodes 438 amino acids. The transcript has 3 exons. The record is from RefSeq and is a predicted model, not a curated record. Gene Ontology annotation, biological process: glycerol transmembrane transport; water transport. Gene Ontology annotation, molecular function: glycerol channel activity; water channel activity. Lineage: Eukaryota; Fungi; Ascomycota; Eurotiomycetes; Eurotiales; Aspergillaceae.